GGGGGGGGGGGUGCUCACACCGCUCCCCUCAGCGCCCCUCCCGUUAGCGGCCAUAAGCGGCGCGGGCAGGCGCAGCCGGCGGCCCCGCCCCUCCCUCCGGCCCGCCCUCCGCGGCCGUGCGGGGCUUCCGGCGGUGGCGGCGGCUUCGCCCUGCGAUCGAAUUAAAAUGCUUUCUAUGGGGACUUCUGCUUCCGAUACCAGAACUCUUCAGAAGACUUACUUUGUUGUGUGGCUUAAAGGAAGAUGAUACUGUUAAUGAACUGUGAGCAUCCUUCAGGAGGCUGGUGACCCUUCAGUCAUUGGUUAAUGCUGUCAUGGACAACUUCAAAGGUCUAAAAGCCAUUCAAAGUAUGGGAACAAAUUAGAGGAAACAGUUCACAGGAGUAGCUGUCCAACUUCCUAUCUGUUUUGCAAAACACCACAAGCAGUUAAUGCACCUUAUAAAGGACUCCUGACCUUUUGCAGCUUCGUAAGUCGUAUCUAGAUGUCACCAGUGUUUCCCAUGUUAACAGUGCUGAGCAUGUUUUACUAUAUGUGCCUUCGGCGCCGAGCUAGGACAGCUACGAGAGGAGAGAUGAAUAGCCGAAGGGCUAUUGAAUCGAACACCCGGGCCUUACCUAUCAAUGUUGAAAUAGUUCAGUAUGCCAAAGAAGUGUUGGAUUUCAGCUCCCAUUAUGGUAGUGAAAACAGCAUGUCAUAUACCAUGUGGAAUUUAGCAGGUAUACCAAACGUGUACCCUAGCUCCGGUGACUUUACUCAGACGGCUGUGUUUCGAACUUACGGGACCUGGUGGGAUCACUGUCCUAGUGCUCGACUGCCCUUCAAGAGGACGCCCACCUCCUUCUGCAGCCAAGACUAUGUGGAACUCGCUUUUGAGGAGCAAGUUUAUCCUACCGCAGUGCACAUUCUGGAAACAUAUCAUCCCGGAGCUGUAGUUCGGAUUUUGGCAUGCUCUGCAAAUCCUUACUCACAAAACCCACCAGCUGAAGUAAGAAGACUUCUUCAGGCCUCCUAUUCUUCUGUAAGAUGGGAAAUCCUUUGGUCUGAGGCACCUACAAAAGUGAGUGGUCCCCAGGCUCGGCAGUUCACACCUUGUAUCAAACAAAUAAACUUCCCCACGAACUUAAUUCGACUGGAAGUGAACAGUUCUCUUCUAGAUUAUUACACUGAAUUAGAUGCAGUAGUACUACAUGGUGUGAAAGAGAAACCCGUGCUUUCACUGAAGACUUCAAUGAUUGAUAUGACUGAUAUUGAUGAAGAUGAGGAUGAAGAGAAGUAUGGCUGUGGAAUGGACGCUCUUAACAAACAGUUCAGCGUUGUUACCCUCAGGGAAUGGCCGACUAAUGGGUAUUUUGACAAACUGCCUUAUGAGCUCAUCCAGUUGAUUUUGAGUCACCUUACAGUACCAGACCUGUGUAGACUAGCACAAACUUGUAAGCUACUGUAUCAACAUUGCUGCGAUCCUCUGCAGUACAUUCAUCUCAGUUUACAACCUUACUGGGCGAGAAUUAAUGACACGUCUCUGGAAUACCUACAGUCUCGCUGCACUCUCAUCCAGUGGCUGAAUUUAUCUUGGACUGGAAACAGGGGAGCCAUUUCUGUUUCUGGAUUUAGCAGGUUCUUAAAAGUUUGUGGCUCUGAACUCGUUCGUCUUGAGUUGUCUUGUGGCCAUUUCCUGAAUGAAACAUGUUUGGAGGUCAUUACUGAAACGUGUCCAAAUCUUCAGGAAUUAAAUCUUGCAUCAUGUGAUAAAAUACCACCUCAGGCUUUCAACCACAUAGCCAAAGUGGGCAGCCUAAAGCGUCUCAUUCUUUACCGAACAAAAGUGGAGCAAACAGCCCUGCUUAGUAUCCUGAACUUCUGCUCGGAGCUUCAGCACCUCAGCCUGGGCAGCUGCGUCAUGAUUGAAGACUAUGAUCUUAUAGCAAGCAUGAUGGGAGCAAAAUGUAAAAAACUUCGCAGUCUGGAUCUGUGGAGAUGUAAAAACAUAACUGAAAAUGGAAUAGCAGAACUGGCUUCAGGCUGCCAGCUUUUGGAAGAACUUGAUCUUGGCUGGUGCCCUACAUUACAGAGCAGUACAGGCUGUUUUGCAAACCUUGCACGUAAACUCCCGAACUUACAAAAGCUCUUUCUUACGGCCAACAGGUCUGUGUGUGACACAGACAUUGAAGAGCUUGCAGCUAACUGUACUCAUUUACGGCAGCUAGAUAUAUUGGGGACAAGGAUGGUAAGCCCUGCAUCUUUAAGAAAAUUGCUGGAAUCUUGUAAAGAUCUUUCUUUACUUGAUGUGUCCUUCUGUUCACAGAUUGAUAAUAGAGUUGUCCUAGAACUGAAUGCCAACUUUCCUAACGUGUUCAUAAAAAAGAGUUUCACCCAGUGACUCACUACAUAUGCUGCUAUGGAAUACGUUUGACAGUUAUUUCCUGUGAAUUUGUGCUGACUUUUUUAAGAAGAGUAUAAAUUCCCUAUGAAAUAGUGGAGAGUAUUAAAUAUCUGCACAAAUGGGUAAAAUACAUUUAAGUAUAUUAUGCAUUUCUUAGAGUUGAUAUUGUACCUAAUAAUUGUUUAUCCUGUUAAUUUAUGGCAUUGCAUGUUUUUAAAUACUUGCCAUAUGUGUGGUUUUAAUGACAAGAAAAUGAAAAACAUCUUAAAUAUCCCUUUAUAGGGCGUUAUAGACAGUAGACUGUGUUAAUAUCUAGAUAAAAGAAAAUGUUGAAUAUUUAGCGGUAAGAAAAAUAUGGGUGCUUCCUUUUAUGUGUAUAUAUAUGUACGUGUGUGUAUGUAUAUAUAAAUGUUUACAGGUAUACAUACGCACAUACUGUAGCAUUUUAGUUUGUUCUGCAGCAUAAGAUCUUAUGAUCAGGCCUAGAAUUUUUUUUAUUUGAAAAACUGCUUAAGCUUCUGUAAGAAUGGAUUGAAGAGACACUUUGUCUUCUUCCUUUUUUUGGCAAUGAACUGUAUCUGAUACAUUUUUCUCCCUUCCUCCAUCUGAAAUAGAUGUAGUGAUGUUUUACAGUCCAGCCUAAGCGACACAACAGAUAAAAGCAAGAACCUUCCACCUGAACUUAUAGCAGAAACGAGAGAGAAAAUUGCGAGCUGCUUCUUGGUAUUGGAUAUAAAGUUUGAGCCAGGUACUUAGUGUCAUAACUGAUGGUGUGUAGAAAACUCCACAGCAAUUUUCUUUUCAAAUUUCUGUCAUGGUGAAGACUGUUGGUUUGUGAUACAUCUGUUUAUCAUGUCAAGUACCAUUUUAAAAAAUAUAUUAAUACUUGAGAUAAUGUAUUAGCAACUGUCUCUUGCGCUGAAAUCAAAUCUGCUAUCAAGUAUAAAAACAAGCAUCUUUGUUCAGUAAAACAGCAAUGAAAAUACAGUGGUUUUGAAACAAGGGCAAAUGUGAUUUAGUGACUUACUAAUAUAAGGUAUUGUAUUUGUUUUGUUUGUUUGUUUUCCAAGAGGUGAUAGCUCCAAGUACUGUUGCACUCUCUCUUUAAUGCUGUUUAGCUGCUGAAGAAGGAAAACUGUGUUGAUGGACAAAUCAUAAAGAUUUUUUUGUACUUUUUGUACUUACUUGGAUGAAGCUUUUCUCUUUCUUCUUUAAUACCAUGGCUAGAGUAUGUUGCUAUGUACAGAGAGAGUUUAGUGUUUUACCUUUUCUAGCAAUUGUUGAUGAAUAUGGACCAUGACAUGCAGCCUGUCAUUUGAUAUUGGCUCCACCAUUACUGUCACGAUGGCACUUAUUACCUACUGGAAGAAGAGGGAAAAUAUUUUGUCUGGCAGAAAUGCGUUAUUGCACUGAAGAUCCCUGGCAAAGAAUACUUCAAUUUACGUGGUAAAAACCCAUCCACUAGUAGAGGACUGCUACGAAAUGUUACAGAUUCGACAAUCUCUGACUCCUGAAUGAACACUAUGAACUCUUUGUGCAGGUGCCAAUACUAUAUAAACCAUGUCAUGAAACAGCUACAAAACAUCUAUCUGAUUUUAUAAGAAGAGCUUUUUCUUCUGAUUUUUUUUUUCAUUUUACAGAGUCUUUUGGGAAUUCCAAAUCUGAAGAUGGACAUACACAGUUGGCUUUCUGAUUUUAUUUUUUUCCUCUAUACAGAUGGCACUAGGGGAUUUCCAGAUAUAUUAUGCCAUUCCAUUUUUAUUAAACUGGACGUUAUUAGAGAUCUUUAAAUUCAGAUAUUUUUUCCCCCACUGACAUAUGUCAGCUUUGGCAUGAUUCUAUGUUGAGACUUCAUUUGUUUCCAUCAGGUUUGGAUUGAUUUAUUUUUCUGGGAACUUAACUUUUGAUGUUUUUUUUAUCUACAAGUAAUAUUUUUCAUUGUAACUGAAUAUUAAGCAUUAUUAAGCAUUGUAGGAAAACACAGGUUCAGAUAACAGGAGUUUACAAAGAACAGUAUUUUAAAACAAAUGUUUUUGUUGAGAAAUUUUACUUCUCAGGGUGCAUCUGUUUUAUCUCCUUUUUUCUUAGAGAUCUUCCUUGUUUUCCAAUGUAAAUAGAAUGGGAUGUGGAUGAAGUUAUAUCCGUUGUGCCUUCAUACUGGUAAACUAGGUAAAUAGUAGAGUGUCCCUACUAUUCAGCAUCAGUGAAUCAAGUUAAGUGUUUUUGUAAUCAUGUAUGUGUAAAGAAUUUUGUUCUCUGUUGCUUUUUAGGUAGUAUAAAGGAGGUUUAAAUUGACAUUUUGUUCAUACUAUUUUUUUCUUUAUGUUGUGUCUUCUUUUUGAAGUUGGUUUUGUCAGAAAUGUUCUAUUUUAUCUUGAAAGAUAAAUUGAAGUCUGUUCUUUAUUUGGACCAUUUAAAACUUAGCUAUUGAUAAUGUAAUAAAGUCAUAUAGUUGAGAAAUAAUUGGGGAAUACUUUCAUCUGUACUUGUACACCUUAACCUUCAAUCAGUGAGUUAAAAGCUCUUUUAGCUAUGGCUUUAUACUGGCAAAAAGUCUUCCAGCAAAGUGAGGAAAGACCAGAUUUUACAUUUCUGAUAUUUCUAAUAAAAGAAAAAAUAGUUUUAGACCUUCCUUAUAUGUCACAAUGAAGCAAGAAUAGGUCACUGUAUUUUUAGUUAUUUUAUACUUAUAUGUACAUAUAUAUCAUUUAUACAUAUAUGUAUGUAUAUACAUGUUGUGUGUGUAUAUAUACUCUAUGUAUAAAUCUCAAAGGUUUUCAUGUAUCAGUUACUUUUGUGAAGUAAUCAUAAUAGCAAAGGUGUUUUGUAGCAGUUGUGUUUUUAAAACAUUGUUUUACUGUACACAGAAACUGAGUCCCUCUCCAUCUGUGCAACAGGAAAACCCUGGCCAUUAGGUACCCGGUAUUUCCUGUCUUGCUUUGCCACAGUGCCUUUUGUUUGUCUGCACAUGGAAGAUAUUACAGGGUAUGGUAGGAGUGCGAAUGCGAAGUCCGAUAACUACUGUGGAGACUCUCCAUGUGAAGCUGUCAUAUAGAGGGAAACUUGUUCUAGUUUCACUUAAUCCAAAAUGAAUGAUGCCAAAUCAGUCAGAGGAGUUUAAUUAUUUUGGAAUUGGGUCAUCUUCUCCAACAGUCGACCAUCCCUCUGUCACAUUAUCUAAAUCCUGCUUUUAAGGAUAUUCCAUUUUUCUUAUCUUGUCCUUUGAUCUCAUCUAUCUUUCUGAAGCAUGGUAAAAUGUGCUUUGGUGAAUGUUGAAAAAUAAAAAUAAAAAAUUGCUAAAAUGCCUGGGGAAAAAAAAGUGUCUUGUUCUGAAGUUCUCCUGUUCUUCAACUUAAGGGGGAUUUCUGUACUAUAUAUAUGAAGUUGGCAUGGGCUGUCAUCAUCGGGAGAUACGGCAUUCAUUAUUCUGGUCAUUUAAAAAGUUAAUACAAAAAUUUUAGCAGUUAGAAUCUUCCUAACUCUUAAAGGAUUUAAUACAAUAUUGUACAUAAUCCAGAACUGUCUGACUAGUCUAGAUAUCUCUCUGGAUAUGGAUGGGCUUCUUUUGUUUAAAUUAUGCACUCAAUUAAGUACAUUACUGAGCUUGACUUUAGAAGAACAGUUCACAUAGGAGUUUGAACCUUAUGAUACCCAUGUACUUAGAUAUCCAAAAUUCAGACAAAAGAAAAAACCAAACAAACAACAACAAACAUUCUAUUUGUUGCCUGAUCAUUUCCUUACGGCUAUCAUGCCAACUUUUCCAAAUGUAAGAUGUCCAGCAAUCAUGGUACACUGAGUGGAAUUCAUCUCGCUGAGUGCUGGCUGUCUGAGAGACGUUUGGUUUAUGGGAGGAAUCUGGGCACCUCAAGAGAGCUAUUAAUCUUCUUCUAAGAUAGAUAUUUAAGGAAAGUAGAAUGAGUGAUUUUCUGGAGAGCCCCAGUGGAGACUGCAGAAGCUGUGAUUUUAGCUCAGGUUAGAUACUUUUCUUUGGAAUACCAAACGGAGAUUAAUUCCAUCCAGUGUUGUACUCCCUGCCUUGGAAUAGUGAAAAACAAGACUGGAACAACAUCCAUCCCCGAAUGUCAAAACCUUCUAAAAUCUAUACAGAAAGAAAUAAAUCAGAUGUUGACAACUUAAAAAGUAUUUUCUUUUUUAAUUCCAGGAUUUGCUUCUGCCCCAAGUCCCUUGCCAAUGCCUGUAGUGUCUUUUUUUUAUUUUUUUAUUUUUAUUAAAUUGAAAUGCAUCUCCUUUCUCUAUUUUAAAAUUUCAUGUACCUAACUGGCUAUAUGUAUAAUUCUAUGAAUGCAUGGAAUUAAGUGGAAAACAGAAUUAAUGUAUUGCAUUUAUUUCGAUAAUCUUUCAUACUGCUAUAAUUAAACCUAUGACUACUUUAACUGUUCUCCUGUCAUCAGCAAUGACACCCACUGUGCAUUUGAAAAAAUUGUGUGUUUGGUCCUGGUUCUUACUGUGUGUACUUAUUGCAUCUUAUGGGAUAUAUUUCCCAUAUUGCAUCUGCAGGACUACUAAAUUUACAAAAACUAGAUAAAAUGUAGCAUUUUAUUAUAUGGAGCUUGGGGGUGGCUUUAUGUAUUGAUUUACAUGUUCAUUAUUACUCUCUUGCAAUGAUUCCGUAAGUUGUAGCUUUUGAUAUUACUAAGCAAAAGAUUCCUGGUUUAAUGCAUUUGUACAUGCUAUGUUAGACAUGGUCAACAUUUUUCCAAAAUAAAAGUUUCACUGCUUUCACUGAAA
Messenger RNA from Anas platyrhynchos (mallard), 7132 nucleotides. NCBI's taxonomy places the organism in Eukaryota, Metazoa, Chordata, Aves, Anseriformes, Anatidae. The record is from RefSeq and is a predicted model, not a curated record.